UACGUCCAUAUGUGUACACGUCAUCAGAAAUUGCGUUGUCGGGAACAAAGUGCCGUUUGUGUCGGCAAAUAUGAUUGGUCAAACAAUUGGGAGUUACAAGAGAAGGCGGCUGUUUUGACAAGAGAAGAAGCACUUGUUGUUACUAAAAUGACAACAGUAAAGAAUGCAGAAAUUGAAGGUCUUCAGGAAGAAUCCAUCAAACUUGAAGAAAAGUUAUCCAGCAUACGUGAUAAAAUAAUUACAAAAUGGACAGGGGAGGAGUACCAGAAGCUGGCCGCUGGUCUCCAGACCAAGCAUCAGCAAGUGAUACAGAAAGGACAAGAGGAAAUCAAAAAGCACCAGGGCAAUGUGAAGAGGAUGGAACAGCUCAGUAAAAGCAAUAUGAAAGAACUACAGGAACGUGUUGAAAAGCUACAGGAGUUAAAAGGUAGCUUACUAAGACUACAGGAAGAGGCAGACACCUUACUACACAUGAAGGAGAAUGCAGCCACACAGGUGAAUGAGGAGUCAAAACAGAUACUCAAAGAGAAGGAGUACCUGUCACUACAGGGGAAGGUGACACAGCAGAAACUGGUGGAGCUGGACAAGGCAGCCUCCAUGUUCCACAGCAGACUCGGACUGACAUUCAAAAAGACCACAGGUAACCGUCUGCAAUGCCUCUUCAAACACAUCGACAGAGACGAUCCAGAAGCUGUCUUUUAUUUCUUCAUCAAAGUGGAAGGUGACGACCGUCGAUAUGUCGUUUCAGACUGUGAACCAUCUGUACCUGAAUUGGAAAUCUUGGCGGAGAAACUGAACAAGACCAACAAUUUGCGAUCAUUUAUUGUGUGCAUGAGGAAGCGAUUUCAGCAGCUUGUACAGGAUAAGAAAAGUCAAAGACAUUCGAGCGAGCAGGCACAACAGUGAAUUUUAUCAUGACCAAACAUUCAGUUUUACACGAAAAGAAGCAAGAAACUCUCUGUUUAACCAUUCUGAUGUUUUUAAUACUUUUAGGGCACAUUUAAAUGUGCAGAUGAAUUGAACUUUUGGCUUGCUGUUAUAGUUUUAACAAGUUUGAUGCUAUUGUUUUAACCCACUACCAAUUGCCUUUUGUCUUUGGUCAGUCGUCUGUGUUUACCAUAAGAAAAAAUCUUGUUAUUGCUUUUUUCAAGAGGUAUUAGAAGGAACUUUCUUGAAUUGCAAUGUAGGGUUUUUCUUGUUGAACCAUACAACUGAGAUAACCUUUUCAUGAAAACAAGUAUGUACUUGAUUUUUAUCAAAGAGAAAACACCAUUCCUAUUGAAAAAUAGUGUUAUGUUUAUUCAUAAUCUAUAAAAAGUCUACUUUAUUGAACAAAACACUUUUUUUUUGUAUAUCCUUAGGCUGUGCUAUGUAUUUACCAGGUAAUUAAAUGUGCUGAAUAUAUGUUUAAAUAGUAAUACAGUACAUUGUUUAUGUUACAUGGCGUUACAGUAUAUGCUUCGACAACGGUUGUCAUGUAUACAUUAAAUAUCAGAUAUUAUAAAUAUAUGUCUGCAGUCUAACAUGUAACUACUCAUAUAGUGUAUCUGUUAGAUCGUCAAUAUUGAUUUUUAUGUUCAUUAAAAUAAGAAUUUAUGAACUCGG
This is a messenger RNA of Mizuhopecten yessoensis (Yesso scallop), 1605 nucleotides long. RefSeq lists its product as uncharacterized. The record is from RefSeq and is a predicted model, not a curated record. Gene Ontology annotation, biological process: chromosome segregation. Gene Ontology annotation, cellular component: Ndc80 complex. The coding region runs from base 10 to 906 and encodes 298 amino acids. The transcript is spliced from 7 exons. NCBI's taxonomy places the organism in Eukaryota, Metazoa, Mollusca, Bivalvia, Pectinida, Pectinidae.